Molecule: messenger RNA, 3358 nt
Organism: Triticum dicoccoides
Lineage: Eukaryota; Viridiplantae; Streptophyta; Magnoliopsida; Poales; Poaceae
Exons: 5
Coding region: 330-1199 (289 amino acids)
Source: RefSeq, a predicted model, not a curated record
ACUUCUCUGUCGCCUCUCCUCCCGUGGCGGCCAGCCGCGCUGCUCGCCCUCGCACUCCUCCUUGUGCUCCUCCGCGCGGCGCGCGCCCUCGCCUCGCGUUGCGCCUGCUGCCUCAAGCCGCCCCGCCGCACCCUCUCCGCCGCCGGCGCAGAUGGGGGCCUCGCCGGUGCGCCCCUCGCCUCCAUGCCGCCCACCGGGGGGCGCCUGGUUCAGGGCCGCCCUCGCAGUCCGCCGCCCGCCGGGAAGCACCGCGGCCGCUGGUGCUCCGCGCCGCAGCUCCUCAGUCGAGCUCACGCGCCGGCAUCACCGGGAGGAGUGUGAGCCGCUAGAUGGCCAUCCAUGUCGCCGUUGUCGUCGUUCUUCGCGCCACCGGAUGGAAUCGCCGCCACUGCACGCCUCUGUCGAGCUUGUGCCAUUGCCGUCGUCGCGGGCAGGCAGAAGCCUCUGUACGGCGUCGCCGCACAAGCCGGAUCUCUGCACCUCCUCUCAAGCCGCCGGAUGGCGCCCUCCAUUGCCUGAAGGGUCUCAAGCUUGAUUUCCACUAUGUUGGUUUAGCAGAUUACUAUUGCCUAGCUCAACUUCUCAAAAAGAGGAGCUGGGACCUGGGAGGAAUGACUCAUCUGGAUACCAAGCCUAUCUCCAUUGGUGGUUCCCCAAAUCAUAGCCAAUCACCUGUAGCUCACUCAAGAAUUAGAGACGAUGAAACCCAAGAAACUGAAGCAGGAAAAUCAUUGAAUGAGAAGCUAACAUGUGCAAAUGGGCCAAAUGAUUCUUUCCCACAGCAUGGUGAACUACCACUGCCAGAGGUCUCUACAAGUGUAGGAGAUGCUGAUAUGCAGGAUUCUGUGAAGAGUUUAAGUGAGAAGCUCUCUGCUGCUCUUUUGACUAUCAGUGCUAAAGAGGACUUGGUGAAGCAGCAUGCAAAAGUUGCAGAAGAUGUUGUUGCAGGUUGGGAGCUUGCUGAAGGUGAAGUUAGUAACCUGAAGCGGCCACUUGAUGCUUCAUCUCUGAAGAAUCCCUCUCUGGGGUCGCUCUGGUUGCCCCGUCGUCGUCGCCCAUCCUCUCCACCCCACCCCGGCCUGUCUCCUCCCUGCCCGCCGAAAGGAUGCUGCUGCUCACGCCGCUGCACCACUGGAGGAGCGCAUCGACUGUGGCGCUCGGCUCUCCUCCCUGCCCGCAUCUUCUUCGUCGCCGAGUAGCGGCAGGUGCAGAGGCGCGUGCGCUGCACCCCCACGCCGUCGACGCAAAGAUUCCCAUAACCAGUUCGGUGGCGACGCGACCGGCAGCGGCGGCCUCUUCUCGGCAGGCACAGACCGCAAAGUCGUCUUCUUCUCCGGCCUCUUCCACACCAUCAUGGACGCCGCAGAGCUCAUCCUCGAGAAACUCCUCUACCAGGUACAACUAUUCAGAUUCAGGCCCUCUCCCUCUCCAUCUGUAUCUCUCCAGCUACUUAUUACCAGCCAGCGAUCCAUUCUAUGCGGAAAUUCCACAAUCGAUUUGACGAAGAUGCCACCCAAAUAGGCCGCUCACAGAACCAUCUCAACUGUUGCUAUGUAUGCUACCUUGUGUUCGGUUUUUUGUUUACUGAUAACUACCUUCCACAAGCUUCACAACGUCCCAACUGAGUUGGAUCUAUCAUUUAGUUAUUGCUGCUUACAGAACCAUCUCGUAUGUUGCAUUGCUGCUAUGGUAGCUGCAGUUUGUUUUCUCAUUCAGUGACAAACUACACACAAGGUGCGGUCAUAUACAUCAUGGCAGCGCCGGAAGGAGGCGUAUGACAGCCACGCUGAAAGGAGCAGAGCACACCGUCGCCAUGGGAGGAGCACCAGACCAUCAUUCUCGGGAUAGCUCCAUCUAGAAAGGGUGGCCUCUCCUCCUACGUCCUCGUCGGUUCCAUCCCGUUCGUUCUGCCGCCUACUGCCUCACAUGCCGCGCGGGUCUGGGAGAGAAAGAAAAAUUCGAAGGUUAGUUGAUUCUGCGUGCCUCUCUCUUUCUGAUUUGCCUGUUCGUCCACCCAAGUAUGGCUGCACGUGAGCAAAACUUAGUACAGGUUGGGCCUUGGCUUCCUAUGGCAUCAUGACUGUUUUCCCUCUACAAUCAAGUAUCCCACUGUCUAUAUAUGAAUAUUUAGUAGAGGAGUGCGUAGCUCUGUUGUCUAUAUAUGAGUAUUGCCGAGCUGAUGAAUUGAUUAGCUCCUUGGUGUUGCUGAAUUCAGCUUGCUAUGCUGAUGUAACUUUUGAUAGGUCUGUUACAACUGGGCAUAAUGUAGAUUGAGAAUAUACAUUGAUUUUUCUUGAUGUUUCAUUCGCUAAUCUUAAUAUUUAAUUGUAGUGUCUUACCUCUAAUUCACAAAUAAAUACCUUGUGGAAUUCCCGAAUCCUUCAGUCUAGCGUAUGUGAAUGAAACUUGCAUGCGGGGUGUGCUAAAGGUUGAGUCUGUCUAAUAAGAGGCAAGGAUAACAGAGCUGCUAUAACAACUAAUUGUACAUGGUUUAUGCAAGCAUCAGAAAUUAGACAAGGUCAUAUCUGUGUAUGUCUUUAAGACUUGGAAGGACCUACCGUCAUUCACCAUCCAUAGGCUUGCUUUGAGAACGUCAUUGCAUAAAUUAUAUUCUCACUGUCCAUGGAACACACACUUUGAAUUAUUUGGCUAACAAAGGAUCUUCAUUAGCAUGUCCUUCGUCGCAACACCUGGGCGAGCUAGAAGACAAGGUAUAUAUAUCAGAAUAACUUCAUAAGGGCUCAGAAUAGCAUAGUACAUUCUCCUGUUCAUUUAAUUUAUGAUAUGUUUAGUGAUGUUCUGUCAUAUGCAUCUAGCUUACUGGCAUAUGCAUAUGUUAUAUAAUUUAAUUUGUGAUAUGUUCAGUGAUCUUCUGUUCCUGUUGUAAAGUAAAAGGAUAACAAAAUAUUAGGUCUCCUUAGUUCCAAAUAUGGUUCUAUUUUUUUUUCCUUUGAUGCUAUGUGCCACACUAUGCAGAACAAGGAGAGAUUGUUGAGGCAGAGACGUGACAAUUUUUGAGGUCAUGAUCAUCACCAUGAAGCAGAAGAAGUCAUCAUAUCUUUGCCAUGGCGAGGUUCUCACCUGCUUUGCGAGUACUUUGUUUGAUAUGCUCGGGCUUAAAACUGGUUUUGUGGCAUCACUGAUAAGGCAAAUAUGACAGAUGCUCCAGUCAUCUAUUCUAUUUUCUAUGCUUUUUAAAUAUAUGCCAUCAUAAGUAAGGCAAAUCUGACAAUUGUCUCUACUGCUCUGUUUUGCGGGCAAUUUCUUUUCCACCGGCCCAUUAUAAUCUCUGUUUGAUAAUCUGCGACAUGCUCAUAUGGUAAUGGUAUCCUAAAAUGAAGAUUCAUGUUUUGUUGCA